Ceratotherium simum simum (southern white rhinoceros) is the source of this 1069-nucleotide messenger RNA. It is a transcript of the gene CPLX1, whose product is annotated as complexin 1. Gene Ontology annotation, biological process: neurotransmitter transport; regulation of neurotransmitter secretion; synaptic vesicle exocytosis. Gene Ontology annotation, molecular function: syntaxin binding. Gene Ontology annotation, cellular component: terminal bouton; SNARE complex. Lineage: Eukaryota; Metazoa; Chordata; Mammalia; Perissodactyla; Rhinocerotidae. The record is from RefSeq and is a predicted model, not a curated record.
AAGACUCCUGGCCACACUCGCAUGUGAAUUCCGACCCUCGCAAGAACUGCUGAGGAGACAAAGCCGUCGUCAUGGAGUUUGUGAUGAAGCAGGCCCUGGGAGGGGCCACCAAAGACAUGGGGAAGAUGCUCGGGGGCGACGAGGAGAAGGACCCUGACGCCGCCAAGAAGGAGGAGGAACGGCAGGAGGCGCUGCGGCAGGAGGAGGAGGAGCGCAAGGCCAAGUAUGCCAAGAUGGAGGCAGAGCGCGAGGCCAUGCGGCAGGGCAUCCGCGACAAGUACGGCAUCAAGAAGAAGGAGGAGCGCGAGGCUGAGGCCCAGGCCGCCAUGGAGGCCAACUCGGAGGGCAGCCUGACGCGGCCCAAGAAGGCCAUCCCGCCGGGCUGCGGGGAUGAGCCGGAGGAGGAGGACGAGAGCAUCCUGGACACGGUCAUCAAGUAUCUGCCCGGGCCGCUGCAGGACAUGUUCAAGAAGUAAUGCCCGGCGCUGGACGGCAGCCCGCCAAGCCCGGAGCCCCCACCCCCGACCGUCCCCUUCGCGCACCCCUGGACAUGCCCUCCGCGGAGGCCCGCGGAGGCCCCCGAAGGGAUGUCGGGAGCAGAGUGCAGCCCCACAACGCCAAUAUAAGCCAUAGCCCUGUCUAUCAGCCCCACGCCCCCUCACGCCUUGGGAGCCUCCGCCCCCCUCCCCCUCCCUGCACUGCCAUCGCCACCGCCACCGGGGGAGGGGCGCCCUCCCCCUCCCCAGGGGCCCCUGCGGUCCGUGCUGGAGGCCCCGGGAACAAGUCCACGUGCUCCUCUGGCCGCGGGUGGGUUGGACCCGCCCCCAGAUCCUGGGUCGCCCCUUCCUCCCGCCCUUCGCCGCUCACCCAGCAGCACCCGUGGCCAGGGCCACGGAAAGGGCCAGGCCCUCGACCACCCCUCCGUGCGUCGUCCCUGCGUUGGUGGGCGCUGGUCCAGGCCCAAACUCAGGAGCAGAGCCAUACUGGGGGGAGGCGGUCGUGCAGGCAGUGAUGGGGGCUGGGAGGGGCAGCUGGUGCCCGGGGCCCUCCUGCGGCAGGGGUGGGAAGC